Molecule: messenger RNA, 1410 nt
Organism: Suncus etruscus (white-toothed pygmy shrew)
Lineage: Eukaryota; Metazoa; Chordata; Mammalia; Eulipotyphla; Soricidae
Gene: PPP4C
Product: protein phosphatase 4 catalytic subunit
Exons: 9
Coding region: 199-1122 (307 amino acids)
Biological process (GO): peptidyl-serine dephosphorylation; double-strand break repair via homologous recombination
Cellular component (GO): nucleus; cytoplasm
Molecular function (GO): protein serine/threonine phosphatase activity
Source: RefSeq, a predicted model, not a curated record
AGCCUCCCUUUGCUUCCGCGGCGGGGCCGGAAGUGGAAGCGGUGGUGGCUGCGGCGGCGGUCCAAAGCGGAGUGCCGAAGGCCGGCGGAGAGCUGGAGAGCCGGAUCCGGGGUCGCAGCGGCGGAGACCCCUGUGCGGCGCGGAGGGGGCGGCGGCCCCGGCUCUGACCCGCGCCGGGGGGGGGGGGGGCUGAGGGCCAUGGCGGAGAUCAGCGACCUGGACCGGCAAAUUGAGCAACUGCGACGCUGCGAGCUCAUCAAGGAGAGCGAAGUCAAGGCCCUGUGCGCCAAGGCCAGGGAGAUACUGGUGGAAGAGAGCAACGUGCAGAGAGUGGACUCACCGGUCACGGUAUGCGGUGACAUCCAUGGACAAUUCUAUGACCUCAAGGAGCUAUUCAGAGUGGGGGGUGAUGUCCCUGAGACCAACUACCUCUUUAUGGGGGACUUUGUGGAUCGAGGUUUCUACAGCGUUGAAACGUUCCUCCUGCUGCUGGCACUGAAGGUCCGCUAUCCUGACCGCAUCACCCUUAUCCGGGGCAAUCACGAGAGCCGCCAGAUCACGCAGGUCUAUGGCUUCUAUGAUGAGUGUCUGCGCAAGUAUGGCUCGGUGACCGUGUGGCGCUACUGCACUGAGAUCUUUGACUACCUCAGCCUGUCAGCUAUCAUUGAUGGCAAGAUCUUCUGUGUGCAUGGGGGCCUCUCCCCCUCCAUUCAGACUCUGGACCAGAUUCGGACAAUUGACCGGAAGCAGGAGGUGCCUCAUGACGGACCCAUGUGCGACCUGCUCUGGUCUGACCCUGAAGACACCACAGGCUGGGGAGUGAGCCCCCGGGGAGCUGGCUACCUAUUUGGUAGUGACGUGGUGGCCCAGUUCAAUGCAGCCAACGAUAUUGAUAUGAUCUGCCGUGCCCACCAACUGGUGAUGGAAGGUUACAAGUGGCAUUUCAAUGAGACUGUCCUCACAGUGUGGUCGGCACCCAACUACUGCUACCGCUGUGGAAACGUGGCAGCCAUCUUGGAGCUGGAUGAGCAUCUUCAGAAAGAUUUCAUCAUCUUUGAGGCCGCUCCCCAAGAAACACGGGGUAUCCCCUCUAAGAAGCCUGUGGCUGACUACUUCCUGUGACCCUUCAGCCCCUGACCCGUCCAGCCCCUCUGGCCCUCGGACCACUGUGACUCUGCUUCUUCUCCAGACGAGUCUGGGCCUGGGGGGUGUUGGGCCCACUAGGGUGAGGACUUUCUCUGGAGAGGCCUGGAGCCUCUGCUCCGUGUUCUUCCUCCUCUCCUAUCUCCCCACUUGAACCAUGAAGUUUCCAAUAAUUUUUUUGUUUUUUUUUUUUUUCUCCUUUUUUUUUGGUUUGUUUUUAGAUAAAAAUUUUGAGAAAAAAAAUUCUAAUAAAAGAAGAAAAAAUGG